GGUUUUUAGAACAGGUACACCGCGUUUAUGAAUGCAGUGAGGCAACUAAAAGGGUUAAGGCCAGCAAUGGCGUACAACUAUAAAACACUGGCUCAAACAGUUCUAUUCAAUCCAUAAAAAUGAUGAUGAUGCAUCAACAACAGCAGCACCACACCACCACCCAAACUGAAAGAGACCUGCUAGAUGUAGCAGUGGUUCGACCUGCUAGAUACUGCUGUGGUUCGACUUGCUAGAUAUAGCAACCUAAAAUACCUCAAAUAAACUAUACCAUUUUAAGACGAAUAAAACACAUUUGACAGUGUAGUCCCUGGUAUACAAAAAGACUGGACGGUUAGGCUGGACAUUUUAUCAUAGUUCAACUCAAUCAGAACAAAUCUGAUACUAAAUAAUAGCCUAAAUAACUACCACUAAAGUUUCAAUAGUAGGACCCGUGUGAGACGCACCAGCUGGGAAGUCUGUGUGCAGAUCUCCUAGACAAAGACACCAAGAAAUCACAACCUACUACCUUGAUAAAAAUAAGGACAUAUCAUCUUGUCUUCUGUUAUAAUUCCAUCUAAUUUUAUUUUAACGACUCCAUAAGGACGAAAAACAAGUUUGACUACGACGAGAUUUGAACUCAAAACAUAAAGAGGCGUUUUACUUUUCUAACAUUUUUGCGUCUCUCCGACGCGCUAACGAUGAGCCAAUCUACUGCGAUGCGGCUUACGUAGACGUAUGUAUAUAGAAAGAAAGAUGUCUGUGCUAAUAUGCCUUUUCCAUAACAUAAUUGUUGGAUUGAUACUGAUCCGGAGACAACAACACUAACAACUGUAACAAAUGCUCUGAAGUCAACUAAUUGUGACAUUCUAGUUGCCAUAACACCGAAUUAGUUUUGACCAAUGGCUGUGAGAGAAACAUUUACUUCUGUAUUAAGUAGCGUCAAAAUGUCUCCCUGACAAUUGUUGCUGACGACGAUACGAAGCAAUCUAGUUGCCAUAGAGUCGUGGACUCAGACUUAUGCUAUAUAAUGUCUGACAUGAAUUCUUCAAAGAAGUAUGACUACUGUGAUGAUAAGACUGGUAGUAAUGAUAAUGGAGAUGAUGAUGAUGAUGAUGACAUUGCUGCUGAUAUUACUGGUGGUGGUGAUGAUAAUGGUGUGAACGAUAAUGAUGAUGAUUUUAAUGUUAUCUCACCUGAUGAUAUCAUAUUUUCUGAAAGAGAUGAAAUCAAAUCCAUAUCAAAAAUAUCUCCUAAUAUAGAAAAAUUAUUUUCAAAGCCAAACACUCAAGACUGCUAUCCUCUACAAGAUUCAGACAUUUUCCCUACUGACUUUCCAUCUGCACAAGACAGCAACUUGUCUGAGACUGUAGUGCCAAAUUCUCUAUCUGCUGAUAUCACUUUAGAACAACCUACAGCAUUUAUUAAAGCAACAAACAAACAGGUUCCAACUAAUAAACAGCCUCUGCAUAUUCAGGGUGGUUCUGGAUCACAUAUACUUCAAACAUGCCAGGUUGAAGAAGGAAAACAUUAUUUCAAUACUGAUACAUCUACUGCUGAAACUGAAUGGGAUAACUGUGAUGUUAUUACACUUGCAUCCAAUGAAAACAAAGGAGAAAUUUACAUAGAACAUGGCAAAGGAGAUGUUGGUUUGGAUCCUCAACAAACGCAGACACCAGACUUUGCUUUCCAAGAAGCCUUGCAGUAUUUUCAGAGCCUUGACAUGUCACAUCUAAAGGACAAAAUACACACGUCUGUUGAACGGAAAGGGUUGUCAGUUCUGUCUAAUUUUCUGUUCGGUCCUCCAAAACUCUCACGUAAUCUUCUACAAUCAAAAGAAUUUGUUUUCUGUCUUGCUGCCACUACCUUUGAUAACCAGGACCAAAUUCACCUGAAAUCUCUUUUUGCUGUGUAUCGCAAUUUAACUGGACGCAAAAUGAACUGCAGCCGUUAUGGAUAUCAUUGGGAAGAGAUUGGUUUCCAAGGUACUGAUCCAUCAACUGAUUUGCGAGCUGUUGGUCUUCUUGGGCUCCUGCAACUUCUUUAUUUAACUUCAAAGCCUCAGCUAAAUAACCUAAAAGACAAAAUGUACAGUUUAUCAUCUCACAAGACUCAGCAUUUUCCAUUCUGUGUCAUGAGUCUGAAUGCUACUAAAAUGGUGCUUCAAGCUUUGAGGACUGAUCGACUGAACAAGUUGUGUAACAAGCAAGGUGAUGUGAUAACAGUUGUGAAUGAGGUUUUUGUAGCAACAUAUUUUAAGAUCUAUCAUAUCUGGAAAUACCAGCAUAAAACUAUUGUUGAUUCUGGUUUUGUGUUAAAAGAUGUCGAAACAGCUCUGAAGAAGAAUAUUCCGUCCCUGAUAAAAGAAGUUGAACAGUACAUACAGAACCCAAACAUCUCACAACCAAGCAAAUGUAAACAAUCAUCAUCAUCAACAUCAACAUCAACAAAACAUGACCAUUUCACUGGUGUCUCUGAUUUAAUUAACAACUGUUAAUAAUUGUUAAUCUUGGCUGUUAUUUAUUUCUGAUUGUACUCUUACAGAAGCAUGGACAAUGUUGAUUUUCUUAUAGCUGUAUAAUUAGUUGUUCAGUACUAAAAUACCCAAACAUGAAGUGGAAGGGGAUACUGUUGUCAGCUGAGCAAACUGAGCCAAGCAGAAUUUUGUACUUCAUUCAGAAAUGCUACACCUUUACUGCUUUCAUGAAGUUUGAACUCCUGAUCAUUAUUUAGCUUGUAGUUCAGCAUUUUAAUCUCAAAGCCAUUAAUUAUACAUACAAAUUCUUCUAUAUUUUAUUAAUCCAAUAAAAUCCUUAAAAAUUGAA
This is a messenger RNA of Octopus bimaculoides (California two-spot octopus), 2801 nucleotides long. RefSeq names its product ELMO domain-containing protein 3. The record is from RefSeq and is a predicted model, not a curated record. Lineage: Eukaryota; Metazoa; Mollusca; Cephalopoda; Octopoda; Octopodidae.